Messenger RNA from Coffea eugenioides, 2533 nucleotides. RefSeq lists its product as uncharacterized. Lineage: Eukaryota; Viridiplantae; Streptophyta; Magnoliopsida; Gentianales; Rubiaceae. The record is from RefSeq and is a predicted model, not a curated record. Bases 369 to 1670 code for a protein of 433 amino acids. The transcript has a single exon.
GACAACUACGCCAUUAAGAUUAAGGGGGCAUUACACAGUGACAGUAGCACUCCAGCCUGCGUUGCCCCAUUUCACUAUUAUCACUGCUGCUGCGAGGCGAGCUAGCCAGUAGCAGCACCACCACCCAAACCCAUAUCAACUCCAACCCUAGCUCUCUCCCCUCGUCUCCCUCCAGUCUCUCUCCCUCUCUCUACAUUUAAUAUAUUCCGCCUCUCUCUCUCUCUCUCUCUCCCUGUAUCUUCUUCUCCUUUCCCAUUCUCCAUUUAUAUGUGAUUUGCGCGAUCCUGCUUACUGUUCUCAUUUCUCGGAUUUUUUUUUUGGAGUAAGAUAUAGAAUAGUAGUUGUACUUUGUUGCAUGAUCGCCGGAGAUGGCGUCAGCAUGCGUCAAUAAGAUUGGAAUGUCGCCUGAGAAGAAAUUCCUGGACUGUCCUCCGGUCAAGUAUCCAUCCUAUGGUUGGCUAAGUCCGAGAAUCUCAUUUAGCCGAGAGUUUCCGGACGACGAUCCCUCCGCCGGAGGAGCCAAGCCUCUUCCGGCGGACAAGGCUGGAGCGAAUAAGGAUAACGCCCAAGUAUUAGAUCCAGAACCUCCCUCCAAUGAUUUCGCUGAUUUCGAGUUCCGACUCGAAGAUCCGGUAAAUAUGCUCCCCGCUGACGAGCUGUUCUCCGACGGCAAGCUCGUGCCUCUGCAACUCUCCUCGAUCCGCCCGUCGGAGGCCGCAACUCCGGCCGUGAGGUCGCCGGACACGCCGCAGCUUCGUCGGAGAGGCGAGAUCUCUGCUACUGAUCCAUGCUUGUUCUCUCCUAAAGCUCCCAGGUGUUCGAGUCGUUGGAAAGAGCUUCUAGGCUUGAAGAAACUCUACCACAGCAGCACCGCGAAUAGUAAUGCUAAUAAUAGCAGACAGCAAGAGCAUCACAAAGCGACGCCGUCAACUAGCAAUGCUAACACUCACCGGUCUUUGAAACAUUUUCUUCACCGAAGCUCCAAGUCAUCGUUGUCGUCUUCUUUGGAUUCAUCCUCCUCCUUAAGCCUCCCAUUGCUACGAGAAACUGAUAGCGAGUCCGUUUCUCUAUCCUCGUCGCGCUUGUCGCUCUCCUCCUCGUCUUCGGGUCACGAACACGAUGAUCUUCCCAGGCUUUCUCUAGACUCGGAAAAGCCUACGUCGUUCCGUUCAUCAGCGCAAACUCAGAAUGCUAAUGGUAACGCUAACCCUCCUAGAGUACGAGUUGUUAAAUCGAGAGCAUUAUCGGCUGAAAACGCGGUAGCAAUGCGGGUCGGGCGAAGCCCCUUGCGGAGACCGCCUGAAUCUACAAUUCGUGGAGUUUCAGUUGAUAGUCCCAGAAUGAACUCCUCGGGAAAGAUUGUGUUUCACAGCUUGGAGAGAAGCUCCAGCAGUCCAAGCAGUUUCAAUGGUGGACAUAGGUAUAAGCAUAGGGGAAUGGAGAGGUCUUAUUCUGCGAAUGUCCGUGUUACUCCGGUUCUUAAUGUUCCAGUGUGUUCGCUUAGGGGCUCCUCAAAAUCUGGUGGUGUCUUCGGGUUCCCUUUGUUUUCUUCUUCCCAGCCGAAGAAAGAAGGAGGUGGUGGUGGUGGUUCCACGAAUGGUGGAAAUGGAACAGGGAAUCGAGGACAGCUGAGUAAUGCUAGUAUUAAGAGCCGCCCGGAUCGAACUUGAGGGAUUUGGUUUGAUCUUGUUGGGGUAAAAUUUUUUUAAACCUUCUUUUUGUUGUUGCCUUUUUUGUUCUGAGUAAUACUAGUUGCCUUUUUUAGCUUUUUAGCUUUCUGAGUUCGAGGGAGGAUCCGCAAUGACUUUUUUUGUAAUGUUGUUGGGCCGAUGAUACCGCCACCAUUUGCUUAGUGGGUUUCAUCUGCGAUUAUAGACAGCUUGUAAGUUGUAAGACCAGACCAGAUCACAUGUACAUAUGGGGCGUGAGGAGGAGGGUGACGACGAGGGACCUGAUUUGAUUUGAUUCUUUUCUUUUUUUUUUCUAGUCAUGCUAACUCUCAAGCUGAUGAACCAAUCAAAUAUUGGGUUUUCUCGAAUAUUAUAAUGAGUCGUUAGCUUCUUCGUAGUAUAUUGUACUGAAACUGAAAGCCAUGCGGAAUCUCUCUGUUUCUUUUUACUUUUUCAAAAGGACCCCUUUUCCCCUUCUCAGUUUUCAUUUCACUCGUGAUGUGGGAUUCGUUCACUACUUGGUUCUUUUGUGCUGCUGCUGCUGGUGGAUGCGGUGAGGUGUUCAGCACGCGCUUCCCGAGCUGUUUGACUUGACUGACCAUAUGUUUAAUCUCAAAAAUUUUAUUCUUGUUUCUCGUGUAACCCUGAUGUGCGUUGCAGCAUAUGGCUAGGCUAGCCGGUUAAUUUUCUCGAAGCAGCAUUAUGCUGGUGGUGCGUGCCGCUACUAUCAAUACUUAUGGAUGCAGAUACAUUAUUCAUAUUCAAAUAGCUUGCUAAUUCAGAGGCUGCCAGCUUUGUUCAUCAUCUCUUUCCACGUCGUCGGUCUGAUCCCCACUCCCUUAUUUAUUUUUAUUAUUAGCAUU